This is a messenger RNA of Labeo rohita (rohu), 1056 nucleotides long. RefSeq names its product proteinase-activated receptor 1-like. The transcript has a single exon. The coding region runs from base 1 to 1056 and encodes 351 amino acids. Gene Ontology annotation, molecular function: thrombin-activated receptor activity. The record is from RefSeq and is a predicted model, not a curated record. Gene Ontology annotation, biological process: phospholipase C-activating G protein-coupled receptor signaling pathway; positive regulation of Rho protein signal transduction; positive regulation of blood coagulation. Lineage: Eukaryota; Metazoa; Chordata; Actinopteri; Cypriniformes; Cyprinidae. Gene Ontology annotation, cellular component: membrane.
AUGUUGGAGGGAAAUAACACAACUAUACCACCCUCUGGGGCACUGCUCGCCCCACCUGAGUGGGUUCUGCUCUUUAAAGGCUUGAUGGUCACACGCAUCAUGCCCUCCAUCUCCAUCAUCGUCAUCCUCCUUAGUUUGCCCCUGAAUGGUUUGGCCUUGGUGACAUUCACCUGUCGGAUUCGAGAGAAGAAACCAGCAGUGAUCUACAUGUCUCACCUGGCGUGUGUGGACCUGCUCUUCGCCCUGCUGCUGCCUAUGAAGAUCCACUACCAGCUGAAUGGUACAGAUUGGGUUUUCGGUGAGGCAGCAUGUCGUUUGCUCAGUGCAGCUUACUACUGCAACAUGUACUGCUCCAUACUGCUGAUGAUGUGCAUGAGUGUGGACAGGCUGCUGGGUGUGGCAUUUCCCGUCGCCUCACUGACCUGGAGGAGCGCAAGGAAAGCCACAUUCAUAUGCACAUUAGUCUGGCUGCUGGCGCUCGCUGGUACAGUGCCGCUUCUCACACUGACACAAACGUUCCAUUUCCAGAAUCUGGGAGUCACCUGCUUUGACUUGUUUGAGGUAGACUCGUCAAUAAUGUUAUACUUAUACGUGUUCACAAUCCUCCCCUGCAUCUACUUCUUCCUGCCGCUGGUUGUCAUCUUAGUGAGCUACUCUACUAUCAUUUAUGUGCUCUGUGCUAAACUUGAUCCUUCAGUAACUUUAUCUUGCUCAGAUAACCGAAGGACGGCUGCGAUUAUGGCCACUGCUGUGCUGAUUGAGUUUGUGGUGUGCUUUGCACCAUCCAAUGGCUUUCUGUUGUACCACUGUGUUUGUAUAGCCAUGGGACGCAAUAAGUUGCAUACUUAUUCGGCUUACCUGAUGACUAUGUGUUUGGGGAACUCAAGUGUUUUUCUGGACCCUCUGCUGUACUAUUACGGAUCAUCUCCAUACAGAAACCAGAUCCGCUCUUUGUUUUGGGGCAUGAAACACAAUCGCACAUACACGAAAUCCUCUCAUCCAAGCUGCGCGGUACAACAAAUAAGUAGUCUAAAUGAACAGCAUGUCUCACUUUAA